GGCAGGGAGGGAUCCAAGAACCACGUGACCUGCUCACCACACACUACAGCGAGCUACACUCUCACGAGCCGAGACUGAAUUUCCCGCCUGCUCAUGUGAAAUCAAACAAGGUGGACAUAACGCCAGCUUCUUUUUUUUUUCUUGUUCCUUAUUGAGUUCGUUUAUUUUGUUCAGUUCAAACAGAAACUAGCAGUGUUGGCGUCAGUCCUUGGAUACUGUAUAUCUACGUAGCGAUUCACAUCUACAAAGUUGUAUAUGUGUGUGUGUGUUCCAUUUUUUUAUAAUUAAAAAAAGAAAUCUGUAAUAACACGUGCGUGUUUCUCAUUGCUGAAAGCUUCUAAAGUUGGAUUGAUUCUAUUCCUGGAAGAAACCAAAUUGGUAAGGCUUAGAACUGCUAGAUCUAGGUCUAAAGCUUAGCAUUGGAAAGAUUUAGAUUUCAGUGUUGGAAAACUACUGCCGCUGUUCGAUUCCGGACUAACAAAAGGUUCAAUACAUAUAUUCUAAUGACGUUAAUAGCGUAAUAUAAACAUUCACAUUUUUACAGGAGCUCAUAGAAUUUGGAUUAUAUGCAACAAGGAUGUGCAUUGCUUAAAAAAAAUCAGACCUCCGUCACGUGAUGACCCGAAUGAACUCUGCGUGCUGUGACCUGCGCGACUAACCGGAAACAGAACUCGGUACUAUUGUUGACAGUUCCUCACCUCAUUAGUCUGGCUCAAUUAUCCCAGUGUCAUAGUUUUGUCAUUCUGUUUCUCAGCGCGGGAUUUCAAGCUUUUUCUCGUGUGUUGAUUUGUGGAUGUGCGCCCCCCCCCCCUCCCUCCACGUUGAAAUCAAGCUACACACUUUAGCUUUUUGACGAGAAAGUGAACUCUGAAUUAAUUUCUUCCUCGCUCGUGUGUGAGUGUUCUGUCUGAUUCCAAAAAGGAUUAUCGUUGUUUGGGACAAGUGGAUUAUCUGUUCAGACAUGGCUGAAGGAGGAUUACUAAAUGAUGUUUCAACGAUGUACAAGCAGACGAUGCCGGUCAAGGACGAGAGACCAAAACACAGCAGUGGAGAUCUACACAGUCGCCUGAAGACACGGAAACUUUUGGGCGUUGGAGAAACAGAUGAUGGGGACAUUCACAGGUCAAAGUUAAGUCAGAUUUUAGGUCACAGCGAUCAGCUGUACAUUCGACUUCCCUACGGCCUGAGAAUAUGGCAGCUGCUAAUAGCAAUCAUGUUUACCUUCUACGGCUUGUGGGCAUUGGUGUUACCUUCCCACAUCUUAAACACGACCUUGGAGGUCAGUGGGGCUGAUGACGUCAUACUGCCAGUCCGGCUCUACGGCUGCGCUCUUGUCAGCCUGUCUAUUGUGUACUGGAUGACGCUGAGCACACAAGAUCGUGACAUCAUACGUAUGUGUUUGAUGACGUCAAUUGUAUACUUUGGCGUUCAGUUUAUAGUUACUGCAUGGCACACAAUAGUCUCUCCAGAACCCAUCACCAGAAACGUCAUCAUACUAAUGUGCUUCCGGGGCAGCCUCGUUCUCAUCAGCUGGUUUUAUCACUGGGCACUCAUCCAGCGGAAAUUCUUUUCCAUGAAGAGAUCUGCGUCUUGUAAAGACCUCAGUAAAGAGAAGUGAUGUAACUAACCUGUCCAGGAAAAUACAAAAUUGGGCCUGUCCUAGAUCUGACGUCAAUAUAUGUCUCCUCUUUAGUGUUCUGAAUGUCAGUGACCUUUAAAUGUGCUGUACAUAACACAUUAUAUCGAUUGAUUGAUUUAUUCAUACAGACAUAUAUAAAUUUUUAUUAUGUUUAGGAUGUAGAUUAAAGUUCAUUUUAAAAAUCCUCAAAUGGCCUUGACAUUGCAGUGAUAUAUAUUCUAUAUAUUGAUAUGUAUAAUGUUUUGUCACAGUUUUAUCAUUUAUAUUGUCACCAUGGCCAUAUAACAAUGAUUAUUUCCAUUGAAUGCUAUAAAGCUGACCAAGUUCAUAUCUGCAUCAAAGACAUAUUCAGUACCAAUUGCCACAAAUUGCACAAUGUCACAAGCUCUAGUAAAGCUAGGCAAUAAAAUAACUUAACUUUUUAUGACAUUUGAGAUUUUUAGAAUUGAUUUCCUGUGUGAAUCAUAAAGUAUUGGAAGCAAAUCAAAACAUAUAAUAAUAAUCUUUAUUAUCUAUGAGGAAAUUUGUGCUAUGAUUUAUGCAUUAUUACACCAAACAAAACAUUAUAACUAACAUUCACACCAAACUCAAAAUUAAUUCAAAUUUCCAGGUUACAUUCACACCAGACACAAAAUGAAUUAUAAUUUACAUAUAUUUACAUUGUAUGUGUUCACUUUCCAAAAUGAAAAUGUUUGUUUCUUUGGAUAAUUAUUUUUGGUGUGUGAAUAAAAUCUAAAAGUAGCUGGAAAUGAUUUAUAUAAAUUUUUGAAAAAUAAAAAAAUAUACCACAUUUUCAGACCUAUCUGUUGCUUGAUGAAGAAAAGCUCGUAAAUAAGAGCGUCGGACUUCUAAAAUGUGUAACUGAAACUAUUCAAAUGGUUAUUGAAUAGUGAACUGAAUUCAUUCUUGCCUUUUGGUCUGGUGCUUUUCUUGAGACAUUGUGUAUCUCUUCUACUUCCCAUGCCCUCUUUACAACAUCACUGAAUCACAUUGAGUGGAAUGUUUCACAGUCAUUAUUUACAUUGUAAGGAGCUCCUUGUUUGUUUCCAAAAUUUAACCUAUCAGAAAGUUGAGAAUGAGGAUGUUAUCAAUUUGUCAAACUUGAAGCUGUUUAGGUGUAUAACUAGUUGAUUAUUUUGUUUUUAUAAUUUAAUCUGAUUUAAAAUUAAAACAGGGCUUUUAAAAAUUUGGCAAAAAAAAUAAAAAUUACCAGCCUUGGUACAGGAUUAAAAGAGCUAGGUUUUGUUUUGUUAAAGAAAAAGAUUGUCCACUUGAUAAUAGACCAACAUCAAUCAAGGUCAUAUCUGUCAUGCCAGUUUAUGUUUUUGACAUGUAUAUAGUCAAAAGAUAAAAAAAAAAAUAUUAGGAGAUAGAAGCUUGCUUUUAUUUAAUUUCUUAUAUUCUUAGCUUAUAAUGUACAGACAUUUCUUUAAAGUAUAUCUAUGAAUUAAUAAUCUAGAAAUGCUUUUAAUUAGAGACUUUUCCUCUGCUAUGUGAUUCCUAGCUAAGAGUUCCAUGCUCUGCUGGCAUUUUGGAAGAUUGAGCACUCGUACAAUCUGUCCUGGCAUUUAAAAUUUAGACAUUUGGCACUAUACUCUAUAUAUGUCAUAGGUAUAAGAGCAUUUCUGACAAAAACUGGUGGCUGAGCGGUAAAGGGCUUGGCUUCUGAGCUGAUGGGUCCAUGGUUUGAAUCUUAGAGAAGACUGAAAAUGUCUUGAUUUUUAGAAUGCCCCUGAGUCCACAUGCAUCUUUAUUGGGUAUCUGACUUAGUGGGGAAAAGUAAAAGCAGUUGUGCUGGUCAUACAACAUCCUCUUUAAUUUUCUUUGUUAGCAAUAGAAACAGAUGACCUUUAUAUUAUUUGGCUUUCAAAUUGCAAGGUCUGAAAAAUGGCAGUGGGGAACUUAAUGAGAAAAAUUUAAAAUUGUAAGCUGUACAGUUACUAUUUAUAUAUUAGUAAUGUGGCUAUUGUGAACACUACUGUCAUUGAUUCCUAAACAGUAGCUAUGAACUUGAUAUUUUGAGAUUACUAAUAGCAAAACUCUUUUAACAAGUUUUUUUUCUGUACAAUCUUUUGUUCCCUUAUUAAUAUUAUCUCAAUUUAAAUAAAUGCUUUAGCAUCUAAAUGCACAUUCACUUGAAGUAUGUGUUCUGUACGUGCAAAGUUUAUAUAAUUAUAUUUAAAAAAUUUGACUUUUGUAUAUUAUUAUUAUCUGUAGAUGUAUGUAUAUUAUCUGACAGUUGUUUUAACUGGAAAUCUUGUAGUGACAUGGUUUUGGUUUUAAUGCUCAGCUAGGUCUAGGGACACUCCUGCAUAGCAUUUAGUAUGGCAACUUUCUUUCAAGUCAGGAUUAACAGUACAUUCAUCUUCCUUUAAUAUUUAUUUGAUGUCAGAACAACUGUUAUGUAAUGCGAUGUCCAAAUGUACUUUUUUGGGGGGAAAGAAAUUUGUUUGCCCAAAAUGUGUCUACAACUUUUCAAAUAUGGGAGGAUUUUUUUUUUUUUAAUUUUACAUGGCAACAAGUUUGUGCUUCUAGGAAAUGGUAGGUGUAUAGUCUACCACAAACAUGGGGCCCUAAAUACUGUGUUGUCAAUGUAUAUUCUAUUAUUCUGAUGUUUGUUCUAGUAUUUCUCCAUGGUCCUAUUGUCUUCUACUGUGUCCAAAUGUGUCCCUUGUAAACUUGAUGUCUACUCAGAAGUGAAACGUGAACAGAUGAAAUAAAUGGAAAGAAACUUGUUCUCA
Molecule: messenger RNA, 4380 nt
Organism: Biomphalaria glabrata
Lineage: Eukaryota; Metazoa; Mollusca; Gastropoda; Planorbidae
Product: tumor protein p53-inducible protein 11-like
Exons: 7
Coding region: 962-1618 (218 amino acids)
Source: RefSeq, a predicted model, not a curated record